CAGUAACUUUCUCUUCAUUUCUCUUUGUGUCUAUCUCUCUUCCUCUCUGUUCCUCUCUGUGCAUAUGUACAAACCCAAAUCCACCGCAAAUCAACAAUACACAUCGCCUCCAACACGAACUCGAAAACAACACAAAGCAUGGGCAUGAUCUUCACUUGUUUGCUUCAUAGGAAUCCUUUCCAGAACCCUCGUCCCGCCAUCUCUACAGAAUUCCCAAUCACCUAGUUUUGUUCUUCCUUUCAAUCCCUAUCUAUAUAGUGGCCGUGGUAUACGUGUAUUUAAUUUACCAGGUAAUUCAUCGAUCAGUAGUCGAGUUCCAGAAGCAAGAUUGAUCCCAUGAGCAACCAGAAUAAUUCGACGUCGCAACCCGAACCGGGACCGGUUCCUACGAACGAUUCGGGCUCGAGCGGGCAAGAGAGGGAUUUGAGUAACUGGCUUCCCAUCACUGCUUCAAGGAAGGCGAAAUGGUGGUCGUCCACUGUCCACAACGUGACCGCCAUGGUCGGUACCGGAGUUCUAGCGCUACCCUUUGCAAUGUCUCAACUAGGCUGGAUCGGCGGAAUGACGAUGAUGGUGAUUUCAUGGCUGCUUACUUUCUACUCGCUGUGGCAAAUGAUCGAGAUGCACGAGAUGGUUCCGGGGAAGCGGUUCGACCGGUACCACGAAUUGGGCCAGUAUGCCUUCGGGGAGAAGCUAGGGUAUUGGAUCGUGGUCCCACAGCAGUUGAUCGUUCAGGUGGCUUCCAACUUGGUGCAAAUGGUCACCGGAGGGAAGUCGCUGAAGAAGGCCUUCGAGCUCACCUUCCCGUCGGCCGACCACCACAGGUUGACCUACUUCAUCCUCGUGUUCUGUUUCAUCCAGCUCGUCCUCUCCCAGACUCCCAACUUUCACUCGCUCAAGCUUGUCUCCUUCCUCGCCGCGGUCAUGUCGCUCAGUUACUCAAUGAUAUCAUUCGUGGCAUCAACCAUCCACGGGACCAAAAGAGUCGGCCCGCCGGCGGAGUACGGGCUGCGGGCCCACACGACGGCGGGGAUCAUCUUCGAAGCCCUGAACGGGAUCGGCGAGAUAGCGUUCGCCUACGCCGGCCACAACGUCGUCCUCGAGAUUCAGGCCACCAUCCCUUCGACUCCCGAGAAGCCGUCCAAAAAGCCCAUGUGGAAAGGCGUCAUCGGCGCCUACGUCAUCGUCUUCCUCUGCUACUUCCCCGUCGCCGCUUCCGGGUACUGGGCUUACGGGAACAACGUCGACGACAACAUCCUGAUCUCGCUCGAACGCCCUGUCUGGCUCAUCGCCGCCGCCAACUUCAUGGUGUUUAUUCACGUGAUUGGGAGUUAUCAGGUUUAUGGGAUGCCGGUUUUCGACACGUUGGAAGGGUAUUUGGUGAAGAAUCGAAAGUUCGACCCGAGUCGAGCGCUUCGUUUGAUUGCACGUAGCGUCUACGUAGCUUUGACGGCGCUGGUUGCAAUGUGCAUCCCGUUUUUCGGCGGCUUGAUGGGAUUCUUUGGUGGGCUUGUGUUUGCUUCUACUUCGUAUUUUCUUCCUUGCAUCAUGUGGCUUCGUGUGCAUCACCCACCGGUUGGGAGCUGGCACUGGUUCGCAUCCUGGGUUACGAUCGUGGUCGGGGUUACGAUAGCGAUUCUUGCACCGAUUGGAGGAAUGCGAAAUAUAAUCGAGUCUGCUAAAACAUACAAGUUCUUUUCGUAGGGCUGUUUACUUUUUAUUUACGUUUGUAGGAGGGAAGAUUUCGAAUUUUCGAUGGUUUCUUUUCCAGAUUUAUUUAUCAUAUCAAGGAAUAUAUAUAUUUUUUAUAGUUUUAAUGUAAAUUUUCGUCAAUCGAUGUUUAUACGUACUUAUUGAUAGCAUUACGUUAUGCCGAGUUUUGCAGAGGGCUAUUAGCUACCAUUUGAUCAGCAUGUGAACGCGGCCAUGUGUGAAUGUGAACAAGCGGUAAUAUAGAAGAAGAAGGCAGUGAAAGUACUGCACCUAAUUGGGAAUUUGUAGACAAUGGAAUGUUAUGAAAAUGUGUGAUGUUGCUGACUUUUUGGUUCAUACUAAUCCCACUUGCAUCUAUAUAAGGCGGAAAAAAACAGAUAGAAAC
Molecule: messenger RNA, 2098 nt
Organism: Linum tenue
Lineage: Eukaryota; Viridiplantae; Streptophyta; Magnoliopsida; Malpighiales; Linaceae
Source: the annotation of a GenBank genome assembly